AUGGGAUGGGAUGGCGGCGCAGGGGACCACGGGCGGCUGUUGAAGCAGCAUUCGUCACCUCAUCCGUCUUUCGCGGCGUCUCCAAGUGGCCCCUGUUCGGCCGGGGCCUCCCAGGCCAACCACGACUUGGGCGAAUCUAAGACUGGCCUCAUCCCUGCAUGUCUCGAGACGCACGACUUGUCAAGGGCCGUCGAUGUUUCAUCCGUUGUCAUGUCCAAGUCUACAGCCAAUCAAAUACGAAUACAACCUCCACGCCGCGCCGUUUCAAAGUUCCCGAUUGGGUCGUCACUUUUUCUGCUCGACGAUAUCCUCGUCGAUGGCUUCGCCCAUGGCCCACGCUGCACGCACCACGCCUUCUCUGCCUUGGUGGGGGCAGCAGUUGAACCCCCUUUCAGCCGCGCGAAAAAAAAAUCAGCCCUUCGCCUCCAUCAUCGGCCUUGUCAAUGUAUACCACCCAUGGACCAUGGCAUAAUUAUUGCUAUCUAUUAA
This is a messenger RNA of Colletotrichum lupini, 489 nucleotides long. RefSeq lists its product as uncharacterized. Bases 1 to 489 code for a protein of 162 amino acids. Lineage: Eukaryota; Fungi; Ascomycota; Sordariomycetes; Glomerellales; Glomerellaceae. The record is from RefSeq and is a predicted model, not a curated record. The transcript has a single exon.